This is a messenger RNA of Silurus meridionalis, 777 nucleotides long. RefSeq names its product ventrally expressed dharma/bozozok antagonist (gene ved). Gene Ontology annotation, molecular function: sequence-specific double-stranded DNA binding. Lineage: Eukaryota; Metazoa; Chordata; Actinopteri; Siluriformes; Siluridae. The coding region runs from base 1 to 777 and encodes 258 amino acids. Gene Ontology annotation, biological process: spinal cord motor neuron cell fate specification; endocrine pancreas development; central nervous system development. The transcript has 3 exons. The record is from RefSeq and is a predicted model, not a curated record. Gene Ontology annotation, cellular component: nucleus.
AUGGCCUCCGAUAGGCCCAGCACCUCUGGGACUGUUCCAGAAACUCUCCCUGGAUUCUACAGCAGAAGAGCAGAUAACAUGGAAACCCCACAAUAUGAACUGAUGGGGCCAGCACAAAGCUUUAUUACUGCACCAAAAAUGGAAGCUGUCACAAAGACUACUGAAAACCUCCAGCAUGCACCAGAGUUAGGCUUUAGCAGUGGAACAGAGGAGGAGGAGACAUCUGGGUAUGAGAGUGAAGGUGGACAGUCUCUAUCACCCAUGGCCUCCAAAGAACCGGCACCUUCAACCUCCCCUGGCACAGGGCGACGAGCUAGGACAGCUUUUACAGCUGAACAAAUUGAAAGUUUAGAGAGAUCAUUUAAGAGGAACGCUUAUCUUGGAGCACAAGACAAAGCUGAGCUGUGCAAGAGGCUCAAUCUCUCUGAUAAACAGAUCAGGAACUGGUUCCAAAACAGACGAAUGAAACUAAAAAGGACAGUGCAGGACGCCCUAGCACAUGCCUGCCAGGCCAAUGUGGCAUCACACCUCAUGCAUUACCCUGAGCUGCAGUCCUUCAGACCAGCACCGUACCCAAGUUAUUACCCAGCACAAGAGAGCCCGAGUCCUUACAUGUGCCCCCCCAACAUCCAUUACACCCCUUCUGUUGUGCCCACCCUGUCUGCCAAUGCCCUCUACCAGUACAGAUGUCCUCAGGCUCUCACUGUGCCCCCUAGCAACCCGGCCCUUAUGCAGCCGUACAAGCCAUACUCACACCAGUACUUCAGUUCACAAUGA